AUGUCAAGGAGUGAAAAUAACGGUGCAUGAAAAUUGAUCUGAAAAAUUUUCUCUGAAAAAUUUGCUUCUAAAAUAUGAUCAAAUACCGAAAAAUAAAAAAAUUUUGACAAUAAAUCCUGGGAGAAUAUCACAAAGAGAAAUGCUUCGAUCAAAUGAAAUGCAGCCGAAAAUAUCAACGUCUCGCUUAGAUUUCGCCCGCUCAGUUCUCGCGAAAUCGAUGAUUUCGAGACAAAUAUUUGGAAUAUUUCAAAAUCAGCAGUAUCACUCAAGCAAGAAUAUUUGCAUGUCCUUGCAGAAGCCAAAAGAAUUGCAAGAAUUCCUAAAUCCUAUGCUUACAGUAAAUUUCAUUUAGAUUAUUGUUUUUCUCCAAGAGAUUCAAAUCAAGCAGUUUACGAGACUGUUGGCAAAAGAGUAGUUUUAGCUUCUUUAGAAGGCUAUAAUGGAACAAUUUUUGCAUAUGGGCAAACUGGUAGUGGAAAAACCUACACCAUGAUGGGUAGUGAAGGCUCUGAAAUGGAUUCAGCAGAUGAAAGAAGAAAAAUGAACUCUACCCCAGUCCCUAAAACAGACAGAAGGUCAGUUUCGCCUUUUAGAGUGAACCAGUCAUUUCAAAGGAUUGCUCCUAUAUAUAAAAAGCCAACUACAGAAAAGGAAAAAGGCAUAAUAAUUUAUGCUUUAGAAGAGCUAUUCUUAGGGAUUAAUAAAAAUCCAGAGAAAACAUAUUUUUUGUCAUGCAGCUAUUUAGAGAUCUAUAAUGAACAAGUUUAUGAUUUAUUGACUGAGAGUUCACAUUUCCAAGAAGAGCCUUUGACAAUUAAUGAAGACUCUGAAAAAGGGUUUUAUGUGAAAGGUCUUAGUGAGCACGCAGUGAGAACAAUAGAAGAAGUCAAAAGGUUCAUUGAGAGAGGAGAGACAAAUAGGAGAUAUGCAGCUACAGCUAUGAAUCAUCACAGCUCAAGGUCACACACUAUUUUCAAGCUUAGCGUAGCUAGUGUUGCUUCAGAUAGCGGAGAAAAUGAAGUUGAAGAAAACAGCAUCACGACUGAAAGUGUGCUAAAUUUCGUAGAUUUAGCUGGAUCUGAAAGAGUUAACAGUGUACAAGCAGAGAAUUCUUAUAGCGCAGUCAGAAAAAAUAGCAAUGACUCUUUAGCCCUUGAAGGAAAGCACAUUAAUACAAGCUUGUUCUAUUUAUGUCAAGUUAUUAACAGACUCAGUGAAAAAACAACCAUUAAAUCUGAUAACCAUAUACCUUAUAGGAACUCAAACCUAACCAAAAUCCUUAGAUCUUCACUCGGAGGCAAUGCAAUUACCUGCAUUAUAUGCACUGCAACUCCUACAUUAAACCAAUUUGAAAUGACUUUAAGCACCUUGAGAUUCGGAGGGACUGCAAAAACUAUCACAAAUAACAUUGAAGCCAAUAUUAAGAGUAACAAAAGUGCUGAGCUUAUUGAAGCUUAUCAAAGAGAUAUAGAGCAGCUUAAAAAAGAGCUGGAAAUAGCACAGCAAGGAGGACAAACUAGGUUUGAAGAAGCUAUCCAAGUAAAAACACAACUUGAAGAAAGAAUUUCUAGACUAACCCAAAUGCUCAUAAACCAAUCUCGCCAGCAUGCUCCUCACAAUGUUAAAAAAGAAAAAAAAUCUCAUGAGACUUGACUCAUAAAUGCUGGGGAUUUAUCGGCUGAUAGGAGACUUGAAAUUCAAAAGUUUUCGCCAAAAGAUACUGAUAAAGAAAAUACUUUUGAGGACCGAGGUAGGAUGGCGUUCAAUAGAAUGAAAUUGAUGCAUUUAGAAGCUGCUGAAAAAGAUAAAGAAAUUGCUGAAUUAGUCGAAAUGAAAGAUGAUUUAGUGGAAUCAAAAGCAAAUGUAAGAAAUAUUUAGCUCAAAAAUGAUUUAAAAAAAGCACUAACACUGUGUAAAGAUUUAUCAGACAAGAAACAAAGUUAUAAAGCAAAAUGCAAAAAAUUCAAAGAAAAACAAAAAAUGUUGACACAAAAGCUAAGCUUGCUUGAGGUUCAGCAAGGGCUUGACAAGCUAUCUUCAGAGCAGCUCCAAAAAUUGGAGAGUUUUUAUUUUUGCGCCUUGGAUUCAGUCAAAAAUGCAAAAUUUAGAAGAAAAUAUGAAAGCCAAUUGAGUAUGAUGAAUCAGCAUGACUCAGGAAUGGAAUAUAGCCCUCAUAGUGACCACAGCAAAUUUUUAGACGAACUUGGGCUCAACGAAGAAGCCUCAGUUUCAAAAACUGAGUCUGACCCGUCUUUUGAGUUUAAAGGGUCUUUCUACAGGAGUAGAACGGGAAAUGACAGCAGCUUUGCUUCAACUGCCCAAGACAUGAGCACUAUGCUGUUACUAAAUUUAUUAGACAAUGAGUAUGAAGACAGCAGAUCUCCAGUCAAACAAAGAAACAUCUACGGGACCCACAACUUAAAAAGCCCUCUGAAAAUUAUAUCUGAAAGCCAAGAAAGUCUUGUGAAAAAUAAAUAA
Molecule: messenger RNA, 2478 nt
Organism: Blepharisma stoltei
Lineage: Eukaryota; Ciliophora; Heterotrichea; Heterotrichida; Blepharismidae
Source: the annotation of a GenBank genome assembly